GCAGAUGGAAGCCAGACUAUAUCCAGCUGGUGGUCAAAUAUAAGGCUUUCAUAAGUUCAAAGAGCGCUCCUUUGCCACUCCCCGCCACCGCCCUGGGUUGCGUCGUUUGAGCCGUUAUAACGUCUGUAAAGAGAAGAGAUCCAGUUGGUAUCUUGAGGAUCGGUAUUUCGAAAAUUUACGAAGCUAUUCACCUCCGUGUUGCGAUCCUUUGCACUUCAUACACCAUGGCUGUCAUGGAUGCGGUGGCAGCUUAUUGGGAGCACAUACUUGCGACUUACGACCCAUACACUGUCGAUUUUGUUGGCACCUUCAUUGUUCAAGUCAUCUUCUGGUGGAUUCCAUGCGUCCUCUUCGUCCUACUCGAUUCCAUUGCGCCGUCUUUCUCCGAGAGACAUAAAAUCCAGCCCGCGCCCAAGCAGCCUACGUCAAGCGAGAUCUUCCACUCCAUGGUAGUCUGUAUUCGGAAUCAAAUCAUUGUCUUUGCCCUCCAUGGCGCUCUGCUAUACGCAACCUUCGCCAAAGGCCUUCCUCCAAGCAUCAGAGUCGACCCUAAGCUCCCUUCUCUGGAAGAAUUCAUACGAGAUCUAUUCAUCAGCGUGCUAGCCCGCGAAGCCCUCUUCUACAGCUCCCACAGGAUCCUUCAUCUGCGCCCGCUGUAUAAACGCUUCCACAAACAGCACCACAAGUUUACAGCCCCCGUGUCGUUUUCAUCUCAAUAUGCCCACCCGGUGGAGCACAUCUCGGCCAACGUGCUGCCCCUUUUAUUACCACCGCUGCUUCUGAAGUCGCACAUUCUGACCAUGUGGGUGUUUGUGGCCUUUCAGCUCAUCGAGACGUCAACGGUGCACAGUGGAUAUGACUUCUUUUUGGGAGCGGCGAAGAAGCAUGAUCGGCAUCAUGAGAGGUUUGACGUGUACUUUGGUGGUAUUGGGCUUUUGGAUUAUGUUCUUGGAACUGAUGAGCCGGAAGAUAGGAGGAGAGAUAAAAAGGAUUGAAAGACAGAGUUUGAGAGCUGGCCUUACCGUUGGAUAUUACUGGUACUCGAGAUCCCAACACUUCAAUUGACGCUGUAAUUUUGGC
Molecule: messenger RNA, 1080 nt
Organism: Trichoderma asperellum CBS 433.97
Lineage: Eukaryota; Fungi; Ascomycota; Sordariomycetes; Hypocreales; Hypocreaceae
Biological process (GO): sterol biosynthetic process
Cellular component (GO): endoplasmic reticulum membrane
Molecular function (GO): iron ion binding; C-4 methylsterol oxidase activity
Source: RefSeq, a predicted model, not a curated record